AUGAACGAAUCUUCUGAAAGAGAUUCCACCCGGCCACAAAUUAUUAGAUUUAGACUAACCAUGGAAAUCACUGAUCUAAAGGAAUCUGUUCUUUUCAUUACUAACCAAUACGAAUAUUUAAAAAAGGAUAUGCAAGAAAAAUUUAUAGAUGUAAAACAACUAAAAGAAGAAAAUGAUUGCCUAAAAUCAACAGUAAAAGACCUCAAUAGUCGCUUAAGCAUAAUGGAGCAGCAUUCAAGAAUGAGCAACCUAGAGAUACAAUGUGUUCCGGAACAUAGGACAGAAAAACCAGUGCGUACGGUAGUUGGGGCUAAUGCAAAGGAAUGUGCAUUACCGAAUGUAAACAAGCCUAGUAUGGCAGAAAUGGUACGUAAUGAAGGAGAAUAG
Messenger RNA from Parnassius apollo (apollo), 387 nucleotides. The record is from the annotation of a GenBank genome assembly. NCBI's taxonomy places the organism in Eukaryota, Metazoa, Arthropoda, Insecta, Lepidoptera, Papilionidae.